This is a messenger RNA of Episyrphus balteatus (marmalade hoverfly), 792 nucleotides long. Its product is annotated as trypsin alpha-3-like. Gene Ontology annotation, molecular function: serine-type endopeptidase activity. The record is from RefSeq and is a predicted model, not a curated record. The coding region runs from base 1 to 792 and encodes 263 amino acids. Lineage: Eukaryota; Metazoa; Arthropoda; Insecta; Diptera; Syrphidae. Gene Ontology annotation, biological process: proteolysis. The transcript has a single exon.
AUGUUUCGUCUAGUGGUUGCCUUGAGUGUUUUGUGUCUUGCAUCAGCAAAUUCUGAUCCAAACGAGGAUAGAAUUGUCAAUGGCAGAACAGCUAGUAUCAACGAGCUUCCCUAUCAAGUUUCUAUUCAGCAAUAUUCACAACAUUUCUGUGGAGGAACUAUUAUAUCGCCAACAACAGUCUUAUCAGCUGCUCAUUGUACAAUUAGCAUUGUUACAAAAGGUCAGGAGGAUACUUGUCAAGUUCGGGUUGGUUCAUCAAAUUGGAAAUCCGGUGGUGUUACGAGGAAGAUCAAAUAUAUCGUUAAUCAUCCAGGAUAUGACGCUAAAACAAAUGUGAAUGAUGUCUCAAUCUUAGCUCUAGUUUCGCCUCUUGUGUAUAGUGCUAGUAUAAAACCAGCAAAACUUUGUGCCAAUUUAUUGGAUAACAAUACACCUGUCGAUGUUAGUGGAUGGGGAAGAUUACAAGAAGGUGGUAAGGAACUUCCAACAAAUCUGCAAGCUGUUACUAUCAGAAUGAUGAAUGGUGCUACAUGUGCCAGUCGACAAUUCGGUUAUGGAGCAGCAAUUAAGGAGUCAAUGAUUUGUGCAUAUGCACCUAAUCAAGAUUCAUGUCAAGGAGAUUCUGGAGGUCCUCUUGUUGAAGCAGAAACCUCGAACAUGGUAGGAAUUGUGUCUUGGGGAGCCGGAUGUGCACAAGCUGGUAUGCCUGGUGUUUAUGCUGACGUUUCUUAUCCAGGAAUUCGUUCAUUUAUUACUCAAUAUUGCCCAAGUGCAAAUUAUAUUUAUUGUUAA